This is a messenger RNA of Limanda limanda (common dab), 3932 nucleotides long. It is a transcript of the gene sema5a, whose product is annotated as sema domain, seven thrombospondin repeats (type 1 and type 1-like), transmembrane domain (TM) and short cytoplasmic domain, (semaphorin) 5A. Bases 1 to 3237 code for a protein of 1078 amino acids. NCBI's taxonomy places the organism in Eukaryota, Metazoa, Chordata, Actinopteri, Pleuronectiformes, Pleuronectidae. The record is from RefSeq and is a predicted model, not a curated record. Gene Ontology annotation, biological process: axon guidance; axon extension; neural crest cell migration. The transcript has 21 exons. Gene Ontology annotation, molecular function: semaphorin receptor binding; chemorepellent activity.
AUGGGACGCCCUUUUACCCAGCAUGCACUGCUCUUGCUGCAGUGCAUGCUGGUCCUGCGGCCUGCGAGCGUGGCCUGUAGGAGAGGGCCAGUGCUGCUGCCUGAGUCACCCUGUCACAAGAUGGAGCACCCACUCGUCCCACACUCAGAGAUGGAGCCGUGGAUCUUCAGGUUCAAGGCGGAGGGCACAGUGGAUUACUCUCAGCUGACCUUUGACCCCGGCCAGAACGAACUGAUCGUCGGUGCCAGAAAUCACCUGUUCAGGCUGAAUCUGGAAGACCUGACACUGAUCCAGGAGGCUGAGUGGCACUGCGAUGAGUUCACCAAGGGAGCCUGCUUCAGCCGUGGAAAAUCUGAGGAGGAAUGCCAGAACUACAUCAGGGUGCUGCUGGUGAACGGGAACAGGCUGUUUACCUGUGGAACCAACGCCUUCACCCCCAUCUGCACCAACCGAACGUUGACAAAUCUGACAGAGAUCCACGAUCAGAUCAGUGGGAUGGCGCGCUGUCCCUACAACCCGCUGCACAACUCCACCGCCCUCAUCACCUCCAGCGGGGAGCUCUAUGCCGCCACUGCCAUGGAUUUCUCCGGGCGAGAUCCUGCCAUCUACCGCAGCCUGGGCGGCCUCCCACCGCUGCGCACGGCCCAAUACAACUCCAAGUGGCUCAAUGAACCCAACUUCGUCUCCUCCUACGACAUCGGCAACUUCACCUACUUCUUCUUCCGAGAAAACGCGGUGGAGCACGACUGCGGCCGCACAGUGUUUUCCCGCGCCGGGCGAGUCUGUAAGAACGAUAUCGGCGGACGCUUCCUCCUGGAGGACACGUGGACGACCUUUAUGAAAGCAAGGCUGAACUGCUCCCGACCCGGAGAGAUCCCCUUCAACUACAACGAGCUGCAGGGAACCUUCUACCUGCCAGAGCUGGAGCUGCUCUACGGCAUUUUCACCACCAACGUGAACAGCAUUGCUGCAUCUGCGGUGUGUGCCUUCAACCUCAGUGCCAUCACACAGGCUUUCAACGGGCCCUUCAAGUACCAGGAGAACUCGCGGUCGGCCUGGCUGCCGUACCCCAACCCCAACCCGGACUUUCAGUGCGGCACCAUCGACUCGGGCACCUACGUGAACCUGACCGAGAGAAACCUGCAGGACGCCCAGAAGUUCUUGCUGAUGCACGAGGUGGUCCAACCCGUGGUUCCCGUGCCCUACUUCAUGGAGGACAAUGUGCGCUUCUCUCAUGUGGCCGUGGAUGUGGUGCAGGGGAAAGACAUGCUGUUUCACAUCAUCUACCUGGCGACUGACUAUGGUACUAUCAGGAAAGUGCUGUCCCCUCUCAAUCAGUCCACGGGGAGCUGCCUGCUGGAGGAGAUCGAGCUGUUCCCGCCCAGGAAGAGGCAGCCGAUCCGAAGCCUGCUGAUCCUCCACAGCCGCAGCGAGCUUUACGUGGGUGUGAGGGACCAGGUCAUCAAGAUCCCGCUGAAGAGAUGCAGCUACCACAAGAGCCGGGAAGCAUGUGUGGGGGCCAGGGACCCGUACUGUGGCUGGGAUCUGUUGCUGAAGAAAUGUACCACCCUGGAGGAAAGCGUCCGGAUGAGCCAAUGGGAGCAGAGCAUCACCAAAUGCCCCAUCCGUAAUGUGACGAUCGAUGGAGGCUUCGGAGCCUGGUCCGGCUGGUCCAUGUGCAGCCACACUGACGGUGGGAGUGCGGGGGCCUGUCUGUGUCGGACGCGAGCCUGUGACCACCCGGCCCCUCAGUGCGGGGGCCAGCACUGCCACGGGAUCAGUGUGGAGGUUGCAAACUGCUCCAGAAACGGCGCGUGGACUCCCUGGACUCUCUGGUCUCCCUGCAGCACCAGCUGCGGCAUCGGCUUCCAGGUCCGUCAGCGCUCCUGCAGCAACCCGACCCCUCGCCACGGAGGGCGAGUGUGUGUGGGCCAGAACCGCGAGGAGAGGUACUGUAACGAACACCUGCCCUGCCCGCCUCAUGUCUACUGGUCGGCCUGGUCGGCAUGGGAACGCUGCAACGUGCCUUGUGGCGGAGGCGUCCAGUCGCGACGCAGAACCUGCGAGAACGGCAACGACUGCCCCGGGUGUGGUCAGGAGCACCAGUCGUGCAACACCCUGCCGUGUCCCGACCUGAAGAAGACCACGCCCUGGACUCCCUGGACGCCCGUCAACAUCUCCGACAACGGCGGGCACUACGAGCAGCGCUUCCGCUACACCUGCAAAGCUCGCAUCCCGGACCCCAGCCUCCUGGAAGUGGGGAGGCAGAGGAUCGAGAUGCGCUACUGCUCCAGCGACGGCUCCACGGGCUGCUCCACCGACGGUGAGGUGCUCCGUCUCGGGAGGAUGUCAGGCCACACGUUGAACGGCGGAUGGUCGCUAUGGGGUUCCUGGUCCCAGUGCAGCCGGGACUGCAGCCGGGGGAUCCGCAGCCGGAAGAGGACCUGCAGCAGCCCAGAGCCCAAGUACGGAGGUCAGACCUGCCUCGGGGCGGCGCAGGAGUAUCAGGAGUGUAACAUCACCCCCUGUCCAGUGGACGGCAGCUGGUCGUGCUGGUCUUCAUGGUCCAAGUGCUCCGUGACGUGUGGGGGGGGACACUACAUGCGGACGCGAAACUGCAACAACCCCCCGCCGGCUCAUGGAGGGGACAUCUGCCUGGGCCUGCACACUGAGGAGGCACUCUGCAGCACACAAGCCUGUCCAGAGAGCUGGUCCAGCUGGUCCGAGUGGUCCCACUGCGACUCCAACGGAGCCCAGCUGCGUGUGCGUCACUGCGAUGUCCUGUUUCCCACUGGAAACCAGUGCUCGGGAAACACCAGCGAAACAAGGCCAUGCCCUCCUGACUCCAAUUUUAUACCAGAAGUCUCCAUUGCACACUCCAGUCAGGAAGAGAGGCGCUGCGGAGAUUUCAACCUCUUCCACAUGAUCGCCGUGGGGCUCAGCAGCUCCGUCCUGGGCUGCCUGGUCACGCUGCUCGUCUACUCGUACUGCCAGCGCUACCAGCAGCAGUCGCACGACGCCACUGUCAUCCACCCCAUCUCGGCCGCCCCCCUCAACACCAGCAUCACCAACCACAUCAACAAGCUGGACAAAUAUGACUCGGUGGAAGCCAUCAAGGCCCUCAACAAAAACAACCUGAUCCUGGAGGAAAGAAAUAAGUACUUCAACCCACAGCUCGCAGGGAAGACCUACACCAACGCAUACUUCGCCGACCUCAACACCUACGACGACUAUUAACUUCAGAUUCUGCAGUUCAGACUCCUGGGGGGGGGGACACCGACCUCAUCAUCCAUUUCCACUGUAUUCUUUUCUUUGUGCUUUGUAUUGAGAUUCGUGACACCCUGCGUGGGACAGUCCCACUCUGAGACUCUAUGGCAGCUGGUAUGUAAUGAAAACACAGACACACGUUGUUGCCCACGGAGGGAAACCCACCUUCUCUCAGGUGCCUUGGGGUACAAUUGGAAAGCUCUUUUUUUUUUUGUGGACUGGGGGGCAAAUCUCGCCCUUGCCUCUCGCUGGGAAACGGACAGCUGGAUUUCCCAACAUGGACAAGAAGGGAAAAAUGAAAACUCUAAAGUGACUGUGGGAAACGUGAUUCCCUUUUAACUUUUCCUGUGACGCCUCGACAACUGACUUGUGUUUGUUAUGAGGGAAAUAACCACAAAACUGGCUUUGCAUGAUUUCAUCCCGACGUGUUUUUCUCUGCUGUUCUGUUUUAUUUUGCAUGAUUGAGCGCAUUCCAGGUUGUUUGGGGACUAGUGGCUGGGCUUAGGUUCAGGGCCGGUAUCGGAAGUGUAUGGAAAAACAAAGGCUGCGGUGAUGUCUGGGGGCGUCGACCAUUUACUGCUGCAGACAGAUCAAUAUUCAACCCAGUCCCUGAAUCAGGAUGUAGAUAUUUGAAUUUUUUUGGUCAAGUUUUUUUUUUUUUCUUU